CCCCAGUGAACAGUGACACUGAGCCAAGUCGAACUCCAAUGAGUCCAAUAGCUUCUCAUUGCCCAGCAUGCAGACCUCCAUGUUUAGUGAAUCCACCGCCCAGGAGGAGGGAGCAGAAGUUCAAGGUCAACUUGGCAAACUCAAGAAAACCAAAACUGAACUGCUUCAGAAGAUCUCUCUCCUCAAGCAUCAGAUUGUGGACAUUGAGACGCAGGAGAAUGAAGCAAUAAGGGAGCUGGAGAUGGAGCGAGCGCUGCUGGACGGGGAACACCAGAUGGAGAUGGAACAGCUCCAGCGUGACCAGGAGAAGAUCAACAAUCUCAAGCGACAGCAAGCCGACCUCAUCCAGCAAGCCAACCUGCAGCGAGAGAAGGAGCUGCAGAUCCUGGAGCAGGAGCGAGGCAAGCUGCGCGAGUUGGAGGAGAAACACUACGAGACGGAGCAACAGCUGGAAGGUUGCGAGGCAACGGAGGAAGAGGAGACGUUGCAGGAGAAGUACCAGCUGGAGCAGGAGGUCCUCGACAACCAGCGGAGGAUCUACGAUGACCUGGAGUUCCAGCAGUUUGAGAGAGAGAGUCGGUUCGAGGAACAGAAGGAGCACCUGAAUGACCAAGUUGUACAGGACAAGAACAUUCUUCUGAAGAAAUACAAGGCAAGGGAGGAACGACUCCAAGAAAUCGACCAUCAGCAGAAAGACAUGAUCAGUGUUGUCAAGAAUGACCUUGAAGGUCUGGAGAAGGAUCGCCUCCAACUGGUCGACCUCUUCAGAAAGGAGAAAGCUAAAGUGACUGAGGUUGACCAGCAGAUUCAGGCACUGUGUCAGUCGCUGGCGCUGCCUGAUCCAGAUGAGUCAGGAGACUCUAGUGCCUUCUUAUCAGAUCUAGAACUGGAGGAGACUUCGUUCCGAAGGAGAGACUACCUGGAGAGUCCAGUGAGGAAGCUGUCUCGGAGUGACAUUCCUGUAGAUCACGAACGGAAGAAGUCCGCAACAUUGGAAGAUAUUGAAAGAAACAGAUCACUUUUCUUGGAACAGCAAGGGAACAUAAUAAUCGACCAGGAACGUAAGCGUAUUGAGGAGCUGAAGCGUCGUGCUGCAGACGAGGGGCGGGCGCAGUGGGAGGAACGACGGUUACGAGAAAGUAACUGUAAAAGUUUCAACUCCCUGGAGUCCGAGGAUUCCAGCAUCGCGAGCAGCUGUGAAACCCCCUCCGAGAAGGAGACAAGUUUAAGCAGUGGAGAGGGGCAGCUGGAGAAACUUGCAGAACUGGAGCUGCUUCUAGCACAGGCACAGGCAGACAAGCUCCAUCUGGUGGAAGAACAGGUACAUUUUCGUGAAGCUGAGAUGAUGGCUCUCCACGAAGAGAGACAGAAGAGAGAAGUACUGGAGAGGAAGUUACAGGAGGAGACACUGCUCCGUGAGGAACUGGUGCAGCAACAGGUCAAGAUGAGGGAAAAACAGAUACAGCAGGCACGGCCAUUGACACGGUAUCUACCAAUCAGAAACAAGGAUUUUGAUCUCCGACAACACAUAGAGACCGCGGGUCACAGCAUCGACUCGUGUCCCCAGGUGAACGUCACUCCCACUAGUUGCCGUGGUUUCCUACACAAGAUGGGGAACAAGUUCAAAACGUGGCAUAAACGAUGGUUCGUGUUUGAUCGAGUGAAGCGAUCAUUGUUGUACUACGUGGACAAAGGCGAGACCAAAGCACGGGGAGGGAUAUAUUUUCAAGCAAUCGAGGAAGUUUACGUCGAUCAUCUCCGGACGGUGAAAAGUCCGAACCCUAAACUGACAUUCUGUGUAAAAACCUAUGAUAGGACGUAUUACCUCGUGGCGCCUACUCCGGAGGCGAUGAGGAUUUGGAUUGAUGUCGUUUUCACAGGUGCUGAAGGGUAUCAACAGUUUCUAUGAUAUCAUUAUGUUCAUGAUAUCGACUGAUAUCACAGUGCUGAUGGACCAUAUUUGCUUGUAUAGCAACCUGUCGAUACAGUGCUACUUACAAUGUGACCAUAUGAGUUUCUAUUUGUGAUUGAACCAAAGUUUGGUUCCCAGGAUGUGCCUGUUCUGAAAUGAUGUCACUUACUUUUCGGGAUGAUGUCACUUCCUGUGAAGGAUGUGAUUUUUUAUGGGAUUUGCGAUGUCACUUCCUGCCUGAUGACAUCACUUCCUGUCUGCUGGCUGCUCAAAGCAUGAUUAAAUUUUAAUGGUUUUAUUUUAGUCAUAUUUUAAUGCAUACGAUCUGAUUUCACUUUUAGUUUUUUCAUGAAUUUUUGUUUUGUCUCUGUGUGAUUUUAUGGGUUCAUUGUAUUUGUGAAUAUUCGGUUUUUAUUUGUUGUGUUUAAUCUGCUAACGAAUUAAUGUCGAAGCCUUGAAACAAUACUGGGUGUAAAUCACAAGUGUAUUGUGUAUCACACAAACAUGACACAAAAUAAUGUCAAUAGUAUGUACAUUUAAUUCAAUAAUUUUGUAAAGAUUCUUCAUGCAAAAUUGUAAUAUAUAUUGUUCAGAACAAAACGAAUGUAAAUUUUCCAUAUUCAUGAAAUAUUUAUCAAACAAGGUGAUUUCAUAGGGCAAAUAUCCUCAAAUUUUGUUGGUCAUGAAAAGUAAGUGAAAAUUUGCUUUUAUUAAACUAAAUGUUCCUAUUAGUAUACGUGCCUGUGUUCACUGACUGACUGUCGUGUAUUACCUCUACAGAAUCCUGAUAUUCGGCGUUGGAGAUAUCCAUGCGUCUUUAUGUCUUGCAUUUAAGAAACUUGAGUUAAUUGGUGAUAUAUUUGUUUCAAACAUCAGGAUUCACCAAUUUAAUUUUCUCUUAUUAUAGAUUUCUUGGACAAUAUGCCCAAAUUGAGAUAGCGAAAUAGAAGCUAAAAAUAUCAAGCAAGUGUAAUUCAAGGUUAAUUUGUUUGAUAUAAUAUUCCCCCGAUAACAUUUCUUGUAAAACAAUGUUUAACGUUUUUUUAAUAUUAUUGAAUUUAUUAUAACCAUUGUUAUUUAAGUUUUUGUAAAAUAAUAUACAAUAGUUUGUUAUACCGUACAUAAAGUGAAUGUUCUUACUUUGACAUAAGAAUGAAAUGUCAAUGUAAAAUGAUUCAUUUUCAAAUAUGAUUCAAAUUAAUUCAUAAUUGGUAUUUUACAUCUGCGUGACGAUGAAGUGUUGAAGACAAAAUGGAAUUUGAAUCGAUUCCCUGGUUUAACACUUGCACCAUGUCAAGGUGAUUUCAGGUAUUUUAGGAUUGACAAAGAUUUAAUGAAACUUAACAUCUGGGGUCAGGUGUUAUUCGAUAAUUUUGUUUUACACUUUAGUUGGCCUCAGAUCACAUGUCAUUACAACACUCGAGCAUCAUGUCUGGCAGAUGAGAUUUUUCAGUUGAUACUUUUGUGUUGUACAGGGAUGGCAAUUUUCCGCUGAUCCGCAGAUUUCCGCUGAUUUUAUUUCAAAUUGUUCAAUUGUGAAUCAUCUAAAUCCAUUGAGAAACCCUCAACUCGAUGACACAAUAUUAAGUUUUCAGCUGAAAAUAGAUUUCCCUGUUGCCAUCCCAGGUUGUACUUGUUGGAAACUUUGGUUUUAAGUCAGUUUUGUUAAAUUUCUAAUAUGUGAUAUUUUGGUCAUGGGGUGAACUUUGACCUGGGUUAGAGCAAAGGUUAAGGGUUAUGUUGUGGAUUGUUCUUCGGAAUCAUCACUGUAUCAGCUUCUGUUGAAAGUUUCAUCACUGUUGUCAUGGUAACCAAACUGAACAAAACGAGCACAUUUUGUGUAAUCUUUCUGAAUCUUGUGUCUUUUGAACCAGGUGAUCAGAAUAUACAAAGAGAAUCUAAGAAUUACUAUCUAACAAAGUUUGUUUUAAGAAUAAAAAGGGCAUUUUCGAUAGUAAUUAUAAAUAUAGAAUCUUCUGAAAGAUAUUUGGUAUAUUAACACUUAAAACUAAUGUGUAAUGUACUCAUGU
Messenger RNA from Haliotis rubra (blacklip abalone), 3942 nucleotides. Its product is annotated as pleckstrin homology-like domain family B member 1. The record is from RefSeq and is a predicted model, not a curated record. Lineage: Eukaryota; Metazoa; Mollusca; Gastropoda; Lepetellida; Haliotidae.